AUGGCAAUGCGUCGAGGUCAACGAAGGAGCUCUAAACUCGAAGAGCUACUACCAAUACUUCUAACCAUCAAAGGCCUAGACCCCAAUACUAGCAACACGCGGGCCCCUGGAAAGCCGGGACAUGCCGACCCCGUACGGUGCGAACGACGGACGAAGAUUCCAUCGGCACGGAGACAACAACCCCUUUCGACCACGCACCACGUGGGCCAUCGGAGGAGUACCAACACACCAUUUCAGUUUUUCGAGCUACCCCAAGAGAUCCGUGACGAGGUAUACUCGUACCUAGUCGUCCAUCAAAGCAGCCCACGCUCGCCGCCCAUCCUCGACGCCACGGCAAUCUUGAAGAACCGAAAAAAGCGCUUGGCUGCCCGCAAAACACGGGACCGAAUGAACCUCCAACGCCUCUCGGAUGGAAAGCGGCCCAUAUGUCCCCGCGCCACAAACACGGAACCAAUCCUACACAUGGACCUCGUGCGCACUUCGCAAAGAUUAGCACACGAAGCGACUGAUUGCAUGUACACGAAGAAUUGGUUCGCAAUCUCGCUCAGCAAACUCCCUCAACCCACAUUCGAGAUACCGCAGGGUUGGGAUGUUUCGCGCAUCAAACGACUGCAAGUCGAAGUCCAACUAAAAGAUGCGAUACGCAUGAAUCGCUACAUCGACUGGGCGUCCUUCUUUGUUGCUUUUCCCUCGCUCCAGUUUCUGCGCAUAGUGCCUACAUUGCACCCGCGGUAUUACGAAUGGGCGCGUUCGGAGUUUUGCGAUUGGGCGUCUAUCCCGUUUGUUCACAAGGCAUUCUUUAGAGAGUUGCUUGCGGCUAUUCCGAGACAUGUUGAUCUCACUAUUGGGGUGCCGGUUGAUACAAAUGUGCAGCUUCAGGGAAAGGUGGCGCUUGAAGGAAAGUUGCUGUGGGAUAUGUAUAUUGAGUUGGGGAAUAGGGUUGAUGGCGCUGGCAAGUUGAUUCCUGUUAAUCGGGUGCUUGUCUGA
This is a messenger RNA of Pyrenophora tritici-repentis Pt-1C-BFP, 987 nucleotides long. RefSeq lists its product as uncharacterized. NCBI's taxonomy places the organism in Eukaryota, Fungi, Ascomycota, Dothideomycetes, Pleosporales, Pleosporaceae. The record is from RefSeq and is a predicted model, not a curated record.